AUGGCUUUGCCAUUAAUGCCACCUGAUAAAAUUGUACAUGGGCUUGAUGAAAUACGUGAAGCUGCUGGUUAUUUACCCGGUAAACCAAUGAUUCAACUAUUGCAAUAUUUUGAUAACAAUUGGAGAUCAGAUAUUAAUCUUUGGAAUGUAUUUGGCUUGAAUAGUAGAACCAAUAAUGUUUGUGAAGGAUAUCACAAUCGAAUGAAAUCUCGUAUUUAUCGACAUCAUCCAAACAUUGGGAAUUUGAUCAAUUUUAUGAAAGCUGAAGAAAAACGUGCACAAAAUAUUAAACUUUAA
Messenger RNA from Rotaria sp. Silwood1, 297 nucleotides. The record is from the annotation of a GenBank genome assembly. NCBI's taxonomy places the organism in Eukaryota, Metazoa, Rotifera, Eurotatoria, Philodinida, Philodinidae.